This is a messenger RNA of Linum tenue, 1632 nucleotides long. NCBI's taxonomy places the organism in Eukaryota, Viridiplantae, Streptophyta, Magnoliopsida, Malpighiales, Linaceae. The record is from the annotation of a GenBank genome assembly.
AUGGAACAGUACUUAUCCUUCCUCCUCACAUUCACCCUCGCCGUCGCGUUGUCGACCAGCCUGACGAUCCUGAUGAAGAGAUCGUCGUCGUCGAAGAGGGCUUCGAACCAUAAGCUACCGCCGGGGCCGUGGAGGCUGCCGAUCGUGGGCAAUCUCCACCAGCUGUCGGGGCCGGAGCCCGUCCACCGCCGGCUCCGGGACAUGGCCCGGAAGUACGGGCCCGUGAUGCAGCUCCAGCUCGGGGAGCUGCGCCACGUGGUGGUCACGUCGAAGGAGGCCGCGGCGGACGUGCUCAAGACCCACGACGCGGUGCUCGCGUCGAGGCCCCACGUCCUGGCCGCCGACAUAUUCUACUACGGCGAGAAGGGGAUCGGGUUCACGCCGUACGGCGAGUACUGGCGGCUGAUGCGCAAGGUCAGCGCCACGGAGCUGCUCGGCAACAAGCGCGUGCUCUCUUACCGCUCCAUCCGAGAGGAAGAGCUUUCAGGUAAUAUGGUGAGUCGGAUCUCGUCGAUCGCCGACGGCCAGCAGGAGUCGGCCGUGAUCAACUUGGCGGAGAUUCUGUUCUGGGUGACGAACCGGGUGAUCGCCAGGUCGGCUUUCGGUUCGGUCAAGGAAACAACCGAGUCUCUAAUGCAAACCGUGAGUAGUGGUUCGGACAUGCUCGGUGGUUUAACCGUCUCGGAUUUAUACCCGUCCAUCAAGUUCCUCCCCGCGUUGACCGGGUUUCGGGCUAAAGUCACCCGCCUCCAUGAGGAGGCGGAUGCUUUGCUCGAGGAGAUAGUCAACGAACACAUAACCAGAAGAGCGGCAGGGAAAAAACAAAGCACCAACUGUGAUCAAGCAGCCACAGCAACAGAUGAUUUCGUCGAUGUUCUUCUUGAUCUCCAAGAAAAUUGUACCGAUCUCGAAUCCCCGUUGACGGUUGAACAUGUCAAAGCAAUUGCUACCGAGAUGUACCUUGCUGCUAGCGGAACUUUGAUAGUGACAAUGGAGUGGAUCAUGGCGGAAUUGAUGAGGAAUCCAAGAGUGAUGCAAAAGGUGCAGAAAGAAGUUCGAGAAAAGAUGAUCGGAAAAGGGAAAUUCCUCGACGAAGAAGGGCUCGAGGACUUGAAGUACAUGAACGCGGUCAUCAAAGAGGCCUUCAGGUUGCACCCAGUCAGUCCUCUGCUUGUUCCAAGAGAGAGUCAAGAAGAUGUGGUGGUCGAUGGGUACAUGGUCCCGGCCAAAACCAAAGUCAUGGUCAAUGUCUGGGCUAUCGGGAGAGAUUCGCGUUACUGGGCUGAUCCCGAGACAUUCUAUCCGGAAAGGUUUCUCGAUUGCUCGAUCGACUACAAAGGGAGGGAUUUUGAGUUCCUUCCGUUUGGUGCGGGAAGGAGGAUAUGUCCCGGAUUGAUUUUUGGGAUGGCUAUCGUUAAAUUCGGACUGGCCAAUUUGCUUUAUCAUUUUGACUGGAAACUCCCCGGAGAUAUGAAGCCGGAGGAUCUAGAUAUGUCGGAACGGUUUGGGAUCACAUUACGGAGGAAUUGCCCAUUGUGCUUGAUUCCUAUUGCAUACAAUGACAAUAAUUUGCCCUGAGUUUAUCUUGCAUGUAUCCCUCCUGCAACUACCCUGCGGUUCAAUUUGAUUUGU